CUCUAUUACUUGCUAUUGGUGUCUCUGUCAAACGACCUUGAGGUCGUCCUUGUGUUUCUAACCUCAAAAUUUUUAAAUAAAAACCCACGAUUUCACUGAAAUGGCCCUUCAAAAGAACAAGAAAGGUUCUUCCCCGUGGUUCCAGUGUGAAAAGUGUCUUAUCCAUGUCACGAACAAAGACAUCGAUAAACAUUCAAAUGAUUGCCCCCCAAACUCAAACAGCUACAAUUUCAUCCAAAACCAAGUCCUUUUCGGAACCCUCGACAUCAAAGUGAAUGAAGAAGUUAAAGGAGUGGUUGACAAAGACAGUUUAGUGUUUUUAAGUCAAAGUGCAAUUCAGUUAUGUGGACUUUCAAUAGGAGAAUGGGGGUUAUUGGAAUUCGAUGAUUUGCCACCUGUAGCUAAAGUGGUUUGGCCCACGACUGAGAAAAGUUUAACGGGGGUUUUACUAACGAAACAUGCUAUGAAAUUGUGCCAAGGGGAGGUGAAUCAAAAUGUUAAAGUCUCAACAAUUCCGGAGCAAUUAUCCGAAGCUUACAGAGUUACUCUAGUGGCGUUAAAUAAACCAAAAUCGCUCGAAUUUACCCCCGAGUUGACCAACAGGUUGCAAAAAACCUUCGCAGAGAAAAUAUUUUGUGUAAACAAUAGACUCAGUUUAAUGUUUUUUGGUAAAGUGUUAAUGUUUGAAAUCAAAUCAAUCGAAAGCGAACAACUAGCCGACGAUUUUGGGAAUUUGACAAUAAAAGGAAGUCAUUUUUAUAAAAUUACGACCAAGACUACCUGGACUUUAUUCAGUGAUUACAGCGAUUUUAAGGAAAAAACACUCAAUAACGACCUACUCUCAACUAUUGGAGGGUUGGAUGACGAAAUCGCAGACAUAAAAGAGGCAAUAAAUGCGUGUUUAAGUACAAAAAAAUCAUACGGCCUCAAACAUUGCAAAUCGAUUCUUUUGUAUGGAAAUUCCGGGACUGGUAAAACUUUACUAGCUCGAGCUAUUUCCCACGAAUUUAAGACACACAUUAUUGAAAUAAAUGCCUCAGAUCUGUACAGCAAAUACAGCGGAAAUGUUGAAGAAACGAUCAAAAAUUUGUUCGAUGAGGCAAUCGAACACGCACCUACUAUCAUAAUUUUGGACGAAAUUGAUAUUUUAUGUCCCACAAGAACGCAGAGAAUGACCGAUUCGGAAAAACGAGUCUCUGCAAUGUUACUAAGAAUGUUGGAUAAUUUAAACUCUAGUAGUGUUUUCCUUCUUGCUACGACAAAUAAACUGGAAUCGAUAGAUCCAGUGUUUCGCCGUUUUGGUCGCCUUGAACGUGAAAUCGAAAUCAGUACUCCCAACCCCAAGAACCGGCAAAAAAUCCUCUCGAAAUUAUUAUCACAAGUCACUCAUAAUUUAUCAGAGGCGGAUUUGGGCGAAAUUGCGUUAAAUACGCACGGUUUCGUUGGGGCUGAUUUGCUCGCGUUGUGCUCCAGGGCCGGACUUAUCGCCUCCAAACGCGAGGCUGAAAAAAUCACUUUUGAUGAUUUUAAAGCGGCUUUAAAGCACGUCCGCCCAAGCGCAAUGAGAGAAGUUCAAGUGGAAGUGGCAAAUGUGCGUUGGGGUGAUAUUGGGGGGCUUCAGAAUCUUAAAUUGAUACUCAGACAGGCUGUAGAGUGGCCUUUGAGACACCCUGAGAGUUUUCUACGACUAGGGGUGACCCCACCGAAGGGGGUUUUGAUGUUCGGGCCCCCCGGAUGCUCCAAAACGAUGAUUGCCAAGGCUUUGGCUACCGAAAGUGGGCUCAAUUUUCUAUCAAUCAAAGGGCCGGAGUUGUUUAGUAAGUGGGUGGGCGAGUCGGAAAAGGCAGUUCGGGAGGUGUUUCGCAAAGCGCGCCAAGUGGCCCCUUCUGUGAUUUUUUUCGACGAAAUUGAUGCUUUAGGAGGCGAAAGAAGUUCAGGGUCUAGCACUAGUGUGCAAGAGAGGGUUUUGGCCCAGUUAUUGACAGAGUUGGACGGGGUUUCGCCUCUAGGUGAUGUCACAGUUCUGGCAGCGACAAAUAGACCAGACCGUAUUGACAAGGCGCUGCUAAGGCCAGGCCGUUUGGACCGGAUUGUUUAUGUCCCUUUGCCUGAUGAUGACACGAGACGAGAAAUCUUUAAAUUAAAACUCGGAAAAAUGCCAGUUUGUAACGUGGAUGUUGAGGAAUUGGUCCGUUUGACACCGGGAUACUCGGGGGCUGAGGUGAAUGCGGUGUGUCAUGAAGCUGCGAUGAUGGCUUUAGAAGACAGUCUGGACGCGAGAUUUGUGGAGAAAAGGCAUUUUGAAAAAGCUUUGACGAUAGUAAAGCCGAGGACACCGGAUAGCUUAAUUCAAUUGUACCAAGAUUAUUUAAAUAAAAAAAUAUAAAUUUAAAA
Messenger RNA from Tribolium castaneum (red flour beetle), 2394 nucleotides. RefSeq lists its product as uncharacterized. Gene Ontology annotation, cellular component: cytoplasm. The transcript is spliced from 5 exons. Lineage: Eukaryota; Metazoa; Arthropoda; Insecta; Coleoptera; Tenebrionidae. Gene Ontology annotation, molecular function: ATP binding; ATP hydrolysis activity. Bases 101 to 2386 code for a protein of 761 amino acids. The record is from RefSeq and is a predicted model, not a curated record.